AUCCACCAUGGCAAGUGAUCAGAACAUCUACGUCCAAGUGAUGUCCACUCUCGGCUGUGGUUAUCCGCUUUGGCUUCCAGACUACAAUCCUAACCUUCCUCCUACUUAUUCAAAAGAUGGGACCCGAGUUGGCGACCUUGGGUAUCUCACUGAUGAGGGUGGUUUUGUAUAUCUCUUCAAUGUGUGCACGGAUGCAAGCGAUCCCUCCAAUUCCGGCAGAGUUCCUCCCAACUUCGUACCGCUGACCGAUAUCCCAGAGACUGCUAUAGAGAAACGACUAAAGAUGCACGAGAAAAAUACAGUACUCACCGCUUCUUCUGGGGGUAACCCGUUGACCCGACUUGACCAGACACCUAUUCGUGUAAAAUUUGAGGCCGGACGUGGAUAUGAAUUUACGUGUUCGGCUGCUCAAGCCGCUAUUCUUGUUCUUCCUGAUGGCGGCGAGCGAUACGAUUCCACCUUUCUUCAUCUUCUCCAAGAAUACGCAGCUGCCAAUGCCCAUAGCUGGUACAAAUAUCUCAACGGCCCCGUACAGCACCGGCAAAUCCGUAAUGGCAUGCUGUAUCUUGUGACAGGAUUCGACAAGUGCCGUUCUUGGGGAAAUGCUUGUUAUUCGCGUCCAACAGAUUCGUCUUCUAUUUCACUGAAGUUUUCGGCCGGGGGUACAGGAUUGGAGGGUCCGAUGUACAGUUGGGACGUACAACAAGAUCUCCAUGCACAGAGUCAUUGUGAUGGCACUCCCGGAAUUCCAGCGAGCCAGACGAUUUUCCUGCGCGGAUAUUCGAUUUCCGUUCGUCCAGAUCCAUCAUUUCAAAGCAUGGGUAUCGGACCGGUAAUGACUUCUAGGCGAAUUACCAAAGAUUCCCAGAGACGGCGACAGACUGUCAAUCGUGGCGUUAACAAACCCAACGACGAUUCGAAUUUGGACAUCCCUUACUCCCACGUCAGCAGACCGACGAAUACCUCUGUUCAGAUAUCCUCCAAGCAAUACAAGACUAUCAAUCCGUCAGCCCUGAUAAACAAUUACAUAUUGGAACAUUUCUCUGGUGCACAAGUCGCACUCACUCAUGACGGGCAUUGGAUGGGUAUGGUGAAGGAUGGACAAGAUCCACUUGACGUACGAUUUGCGAAUUAUGCCAUGGAGAACAAUCUGCUCUCAGUCAGUAAACUUGAUGUGCCAAAUGCAAAUGCUUGGAUAGCAAAAAGAACAAUAUUGAGCGGUGAAUCUUCCGAGUCUACGCCAGAUACUCGCGGCACUUUCGCUUUGGUCAUCGGCAUCAACGAAUACGAGUACGGAGAGUACGAGAAUCUACUGGCAGCCGUCGCUGAUGCAGACCGAUUUGAGAAUUAUCUUCUUGAAGAUUUGCAAACCCCAAAGAAAAACAUCAUCAGCCUCCGCAAUGGACAGGCAACAAGAGAAGCUAUCAUCAGCGGAUUCAGAAGUCUUAUAUGCAAUCCGAGAAUUACGCAAGGAAUGGCUGCCAUUAUCAUAUACUAUUCCGGGCAUGGCGCGGUGGCUCCCAAGCCAGAUGAAUGGACGGAUUGGCAAACUUAUGACAACGAAAUAGAAAUGCUUUGUCCCACGGAUAUUGGGAUUCGGGACGUCAAUGACAACGUCGUAGAGGGUAUUCCGGAUCGAACGAUUAGCGAGCUUCUACUGGAGUUGGCAAAUGCCAAGGGGAAUAACAUCACCUUGAUCCUCGACUGCUGUCAUGCCGCUGGCAUCAAUCGUGGAACCCAACCUGCCGAUAUACUGAAUGCAAAGUCACGUCGGAUCCCUAACCCUCCAAAGCUUUCCGCCAAUUGUGACACUACCAUGCUGUCUCGGGGAUCUUCCGGGGUCAAGAUCACGUCAGGAUUUUCAGGUUCGCUUUGGGACUCGCAUGUACUGUUGGCUGCAUGCAACCGUCGUCAAUCGGCCUGGGAGGUAGACGGUCAAGGCAUCUUCACUCGCGCAUUGCUCAAGAUCAUGGCAAAAAUCUCUGCCAGCGAAUUGACGUACAGGUCAUUGAUGCAUCGUCUGGUUAUGCCGACGUUUCAAACACCGCAUCUAGAAGGGAGACAUACCCUUCGACGUCUGUUCGACUCUUGGGAAGAACCAGCUGAUAGUUCCAUGAUUCUUUGCCGCCAUGAGCACGGGAAACUUCAUCUCAUGCUCCACGCCGGACUGCUUCACGGCAUAACUGUCGGUUCUACCUUUGAAAUAUUCAGAACAGACCUCUCUGAAUUGCAGCAUUCACUUACGACUGCUACUGUCGACAAAGUAGAGACAUUCAUUUCCCUCCUCGUGCCUCAGGACCCCGCGUUCCUGACUUCUAGUAAGAAUCGUCGCGUCUGGUACGCGCGAUUACUGAAAGCUUCCGGCGCCCACUUUGGCACCUAUUGCAAUGACUCGAACUUUUUGACCCAGAUCCUCAGUAAGGAUUGUGAACCGAGGAUUACAGUCCCCGUCAUUGCCGUCAGAACCCCAGACGAGGCAGAUCUCUGUCUGAGGGUGAAAGACGAAGUCGUCUUUUUCGACCGAGGAAACAGAAUCGAUCUCUUCAGUCCGAGCAUUGGCUUUGCUUCGCGGUUCCCUCGUGCCUCUCAGGUCAACAAUAUUGCGCAUAUUCGAAGCAUCAUUAGUCGCUUUGCCCGCUUCACCACUCAACUUACACUUCAAAGUCCGUUGCCUGUAGCCCAGUUCAUUUCCAUCGAAAUAAAUAAACUGGAGCGUAUUGGUCACAGUCUGACUCCAGUUGGAGACAAUUUGCUGUCUGAUAUUGAAGACGAAAAGCCCAUUGAGUUCGUCGUAGACCCAUCUCUCCCCUGGAAUCGACGUCCUAGCUAUGCGUUCACAAUCCGUAACGUAUCCGAUAUCGAUCUCUAUGUGUAUCUCUUCUACUUUGACGCUACCAGCUUUGAGAUAGAUGCUUGGUACUCCUCAAAAAUGAGCCCUAGUAGCAAUAAGGAGGAGCAGGGAUCCGUUGACACUUGUCUUCAGAAGGGGUCAACAUUGACUCUUGGCUACGGGAACGGCGGUAUGAAUCCAUUCACGUUUACUGUGCCAGACGGCCAAGACGUGGAUGUCUGCUUCUUCAAGGUGUUUGUAACCGCGAAGCCAGUGGAUCUCGGAAGUAUCUCGCAAUCAUCCCCUUUCUCAGAUUUGGGGACACGCCGUGGCGAAUCUCCUGCCUCGUCCUCCCCUGAUCUUACCGGAUCAUGGGCUUCGACGACUAUACCUGUCGUGCAGAGACGGGCCCAAUCUGUGGCGAAUCAACCCGUCGAACCUGUGGUUUCGAACACACCAGAAGCAAACCAGCAUGAGACAAGGAGUGUGCCAUCUGUACCUCCUUCCCCAAGUGUACAUUCUUUUCCGCCUCGAGUCUCUAUCCCUUCUCCCAAUUCCCCCGAGCCGCCCCCUGUUCCGAUAGAGCCUUUGGAAAAACAUGCACGACUUCCUCAAUGGUUAGCCAUUAGUAUGCAAACACUGAAAGAAGUCUUGUCAUAUGAGAAACUCACCGCCAUACCCCGUAAUGUUGUCAUUCAACUAUACGAGAAGAUACGCUCUUGGCUUUGGCUCUAA
Messenger RNA from Guyanagaster necrorhizus, 3565 nucleotides. RefSeq lists its product as uncharacterized. The coding region runs from base 8 to 3565 and encodes 1185 amino acids. Gene Ontology annotation, molecular function: cysteine-type endopeptidase activity. Gene Ontology annotation, biological process: proteolysis. Gene Ontology annotation, cellular component: cytoplasm. The transcript is spliced from 11 exons. The record is from RefSeq and is a predicted model, not a curated record. Lineage: Eukaryota; Fungi; Basidiomycota; Agaricomycetes; Agaricales; Physalacriaceae.